Messenger RNA from Dibothriocephalus latus, 1689 nucleotides. The record is from the annotation of a GenBank genome assembly. NCBI's taxonomy places the organism in Eukaryota, Metazoa, Platyhelminthes, Cestoda, Diphyllobothriidea, Diphyllobothriidae.
AUGAUUGUCACUCUCGUCUGCUUCUCAAUGUCUUCUGCUAUCACAUUUGCCGUGUACGCAAACGCCGUACCUCGCUUUCGGUGCAAAAUGGAGACAGAGGUGGAGGAAAUCCUCGCUAAGUGUACUGAGAGCUUUCACGAAGCUGCAGCACUAAUAGGACCCUGGCCCAAGGAUCCUAAUGACGAAGGUCUACAUCAGGGUCAGUACGGAUGUCGCCGUUACCAAGUGAACAACCGAACCAUUUAUUUGAAGAAAAUUCUCGAGAAAAGGACUGUGCUACUCUCAGAGAAUAGCAGCACAGAGGUCUGUCCACAUGGACAUGUGUUUGAUCCAUGGGAGCACCAGUAUCCAGGUGGCAUUGUGGCAGAUUGGGACCUCGUCUGCGAGGAAGCUUGGAAAGUACCCUUUACUUCGUCAAUGUACAUGGUCGGGAUGAUGAUAGGUUUCGUGCUGGGCGGUGUAUGUGGAGAUCGUCUGGGACGGAGGAAGACCAUCUAUAUGGCCACCUUUUUAGAAUGUGGAUUCGGUCUAGCGGUUUCCUUUUCACCCAACUACGUCGCCUAUGUUGUCUUGCGAACACUUCUAGCAAUGAGCUGUACAAUAAAAGUGACCUCAAUUAGCGUAUUUCUAGUCGAGAUGACGAACGCCCGAUACAGGUCCAUUUUUGGCGCUCCUUGGUCUAUAUAUUUUAACUUUUUAUGCCGGUCGGUCCAUGCUUUGGCGGCCAUGUACAUACAUAACUGGCGAUACCUGCAUUUGCUUGUAGUCGCACCGCCGUGUUUCGGAGUCUUUGCCCUUUACUUUCUGCCCGAAUCACCCCGAUGGCUUGUUUCAAAAGAUCGGUUAGAUGAAGCUGUUUCCACACUCUACAAGGCCUACAGAAUCAACCAUUUAGUAUGCAAUAAAGGACGACCAAUCAUGACCAGAAAUGAGUUCAAUAAGGAACUAAAUUACGAACCAAAACCGAUGCAGAGUAAAUCCACGCUUCAAGCCAUCAGUGAACGCUGCAGGCUGUGUAUUCAAACUUGCGAUAAGAGAAUAUGUUCUAAAGUUUUUAAGGUUAUCAAAGGACCCUAUCAGACGGGCGAACUGGCCAAGCGCAGCAUCAUAUCUACCUGCAUAUUUGCUGGACAGUUGUGUUGCUUCUUCGGCCUUCUCUUCUACACCCGAAUUAUUCGUGAUUCCAUUUAUUUAAUAUCGUUUAUAAACGCCUUGUCAUCACUGCCGGCUACAUUCCUCUCUUCGAUAAUCUACAGUUGUGUUCGUAGCCGCCGUAGGCCGCUGCUGGUCCUCUACUCAGUGGCAGGUAUCAUACUACUCAUUGGCGGUCUCUAUACGGUCAUUCUGCAACCCUCAUCAGAGAUGGCGCUCAUUGUCUGUUGUAAUCUGGCACUUGCAGUGCUAGGUGCCACGUUCAAUAUGAUUUUUAUCUACAUACCGGAACUUUUUCCCGCAACCAUGCGGACUGAGACGCUGGGUAACGCCUCUGGACUGGGUCGAGUGGGCAGUAUCAUAAGCAGCUUCAUUAAUGAAUUGGAUAAGAAAUUUAGGCAUGGUCUUCCGGUCGUCAUCUACGCCACGGUUACACUUACUGUGGUGCUUUUACUGUGCUGCAUGCCGGACACUACGGGAGCUAACAUAAAGGACAAACUGGAGGACGACCAAUCCGAGGCGGAGGUCGAAGCCUAA